Molecule: messenger RNA, 2796 nt
Organism: Camelus dromedarius (Arabian camel)
Lineage: Eukaryota; Metazoa; Chordata; Mammalia; Artiodactyla; Camelidae
Gene: PGRMC2
Product: progesterone receptor membrane component 2
Exons: 3
Coding region: 38-709 (223 amino acids)
Cellular component (GO): endomembrane system; membrane; endoplasmic reticulum
Source: RefSeq, a predicted model, not a curated record
GGGGCGGGGAGGAGGAGGAAGGCGCUGGCGGGCAGUGAUGGCGGCGGGUGAUGGGGACGUGAAGCUAGGCACCCUAGGGAGUGGCAGCGAGAGCAGCAGCGACGGUAGCAGCGAGAGCCCCGGCAGCGCGGGAGCAGCAGCAGAAGGGGGUGGCUGGGCGGCAGCGGCGUUGGCGCUUCUGACGGGGGGCGGGGAGAUGCUGCUGAACGUGGCGCUUGUGGCGCUGGUGCUGCUGGGGGCCUACCGGCUGUGGGUGCGCUGGGGGCGGCGAGGUCUGGGCGCUGGGGCCGGGGCGGGCGAGGAGAGCUCUGCCGCCACUCUGCCUCGUAUGAAGAAGCGGGACUUCAGCUUGGAGCAGCUGCGCCAGUACGACGGGUCUCGCAACCAGCGCAUCCUGCUCGCGGUCAAUGGGAAAGUCUUCGACGUGACCAAAGGCAGCAAGUUCUACGGCCCGGAGGGUCCGUAUGGAAUAUUUGCUGGUAGGGAUGCCUCCAGAGGACUAGCAACAUUUUGCCUAGAUAAAGAUGCACUUAAAGAUGAAUACGAUGAUCUCUCAGAUUUGAAUGCCGUACAAAUGGAAAGCGUUCGAGAAUGGGAAAUGCAAUUUAAAGAAAAAUAUGAUUAUGUAGGCAGACUCCUAAAACCAGGGGAAGAACCAUCAGAAUAUACAGAUGAAGAGGAUACCAAGGAUCACAAUAAACAGGAUUGAACUUUGUAAACAACCAAAGUCAGGGGCCUUCAGAACUGCAAUUCUUACUCCCUCUCACAGAAUGUCCAGCAUCUUUGGGUUUGGUUCACCUGCUGCAAAAAAACAUUCAACAGAUUGUCUGUGCAAGCUAAAUGAGUCUCACUAUGAAGAUUCAAAUACGAGACAUUAUUUAUGCUGCCAAACUCAUUUGUUGCAGUUGUUUGUAAUGUCUGGUGGGGCUUCUUCAUCCUGAAAAGGAGAAGAUAGGGAUUUUUUAAAGAGCAAGAAAGUGAUGAGAUUACUCUUUCCUUUUUUCUCUUUUUUCUUUCUUUCCUUUUUUUUUUUUUAAUCGAAGACAAAUUGAUAUGUAUUUGCUACUUAUGUGUACAAAUCUCAAAAAACAGUAAGGGAUUCCUAUUUCAUGUGCUGUGGUUUUGUUUUAGCAAUGAAGGAGGGAGAAAACCUGGCCCGCAGAGUUGGGGGUCCACAUCAAUUCGAGUACUUAGGGCUACUGAAAUAUUGUAAUGUGAAUUCCCAGACUUUUCUUUUUGGGUUUUAUCAGGGAAAAGAAGGAUUAAAAGAAAAAAAAAGAAAAAAAAAAAAAAAGAAACCCUAUUUCUAAGAAAUCUUUGGAAAUUAGGAGAAGGGAUUUCAAGUGGAUUUAAGUCAAAGCUAAUUCUCCAACUGUAAGAUUGAAACUAGUUUUUAGCCCUUUCCUUCCCCUGGAUCAAAUCAAUAUUAAUUGUGCCUUAUUUCACUUACAUAGACUUGAAUUAUUUUUAGGGAAAGCCCCUGUGUGAAUUGAGAAGUCACUACAAGCAGCAAUGAGACUGAAGUUGGAAUAUUCUGUUGACUGCAAAACCUUGAUGUCAUUCUGUGUAUAUAGAAUGUAAAAGGAAUAUUCAGUGUUACUGCCAUAUAUGUUAAUACACACAAACUUAAUUAGCAUUGUAAUGGCCAAAUGCAUUCCCCCAUGCUUUUCUCUUUUCAAAGAAAAUUGAAAAACAAAUCAACAACUCUGUCCCCCAACAGCUGCCUAAUUUUGGGAGUCUGACUCUCACAUCUCACUGGUGUGGGUACAGGGGGCUGGAGUAUGGAUGUUGUAUGGGUGUGUCUGAGUGUGUGAGAGCGCCUUGGAAGGGACUCUGCAGAUACUGUAAAUACCCAUACCAUUUUAAUAAAGCAUGUACAAUAAACCAAAAUAAGCUUGAGUUGAACUUUAUAUACAAACUGUAAGCCAGUGGAUUAUGAAAUGAUCAAGAUUGUGCAUUUGAUUCAAGAUAAGGAAAAAUCUUGGAAAUGAAAGGCAGACACUGGUUAACCAAGUUGUACACAUUGUACCACAUUCACUGUAACUUUAGGAAGAAAUUCCACUUUGUGGAAUGUUCUCAAGAGAUCUGAGAUUAUUCAGGUAAGAAUUGAUAUAUUAAAAUGUACAUAUUUUUACUUUAUAUUUUGAUGCCAACUGAUUAUACUAGCAGUAAUAGUACUCCAGGUGUAGUUAUUGAACACAAAACAAUGAAGGAUCUUAUACUGAUAGGUAUUAAAUUCUUCUAUUGUUUGAAAAAGCCCUUACUAAAAGUCCAAUAUAUGUCCAUUAUUUGAGUUCAUCAUGACUAUUUAGGUUCUCAGUUGGGGACAAGUUACACCAAAAAGACAACUUUAUUUAAUAAGUCACCAGUUAAAGAAUUCUGCUUUAUGAGUAUAAUAUAUGUAGAAGCCAUCAAAGAAAGAGGAACUUUUAACUGCAAUAAUAAGCUAAAGUAUGUAAAAUACUACAUUCUGUUAUAUUCAGUCUUGGAAUGUUUGGUAGAAAAUGAUGACCUUCAGCCAAAUCUUUGCUGAAGACUGGUUGGAACGACUGAAGAGUGUUGGUAAAUGCUUUGUGUGUUUUUAUGUAAAAUGUUUUCUAAACAGAUUUGUUAAAGUAUAUGUCCUCUGUAGUAAGCUGGUAUAUAUAUGAAUCAUUUGAGCCUAAAGUUAAGAAAACCUACACUUGUGAAUAGAGAAACCCUAAAUAUUCAUGCGUAAAAAUUAUGGAAUCUGUUUAAAAAAGAUGAGUAAUUUUGUGUUUUGGACUUGAAAUAAACAGUGUUCUAUGGACAAUU